Hydractinia symbiolongicarpus is the source of this 3170-nucleotide messenger RNA. RefSeq lists its product as uncharacterized. Gene Ontology annotation, biological process: iron ion transport. NCBI's taxonomy places the organism in Eukaryota, Metazoa, Cnidaria, Hydrozoa, Anthoathecata, Hydractiniidae. Gene Ontology annotation, cellular component: plasma membrane. The record is from RefSeq and is a predicted model, not a curated record. Gene Ontology annotation, molecular function: copper ion binding; oxidoreductase activity.
UUGAUUAGAAAGAUUUUAUCCACGUUGCGUUUGUCUAGGAAAGUUCGUUUUAUGUCAGCUUUUAUAACUCUGUUUAAUACUUUACAAGCACGAAACGAAAACGUAAGUAUUGGUUCCGAGGGAAAAAAGAUAUGCGUUUGUGCGUAUUUCUAAUUGCGUUAUCAUCCGCUGUAUCAUCGCAGAAGACGUAUGAAUGUUCGCCAGAGAGAGAAAAGUGUGAAUUCACUUUAUUCAUCCAAGAAAAACUGACAAUGAUAUAUGGGAAAAAUCUGGUCAAAGGACUGAAAGGAGAGUUAUUUAAAUUUGACGAAUGGCCUUCAAAUAAGACUCUCAAUGUACCAGUUGACCAAGUAGUAACUGUGGAUGGAGUGAACAGAAUGGUGAUAGCAGUCAACGAAACCAUACCAGGACCAGCUCUGGUUGUGUACGAAGACCAAACUGUCACAGUGAACGUCCACAACUAUCUUUUGAGUGAUGCAGUAACAAUUCAUUGGCAUGGCUUGCAUCAAAGGAACACAGACUUCAUGGAUGGUGUUGGAUAUAUUACACAGUGCCCUAUCGGAGCUGGAAUACUUUCUCAAUACUUUCCCUACAAAUUCAAGGCUUCACCAAAGGGUACUUUCUGGUAUCACAGCCAUGUUGGUGCACAAAGAACAAAUGGUGUGUUUGGUGCUUUCAUCAUAAAAGAAAAACCCAAAGCAGGUGUGAAACCUCCAGAAGACAUGAUUAUGACAGUCAUGGACUGGCAUCACUAUACUUCUGAAGAGGUCUACAUGAAAAUGAUGUACGGCAACUUUCGAAAGAACAGAAGAUAUGAAACGACAAAAACUUUGGAUGGUGGAAUGUUUUCUGAUGUACCCUGGGUUAGCGGAUUAAUUGAGGGAAAAGGAAGAUACAUGGACCCUGACACAAGAAAGGAGACGGAAACACCACUAACUAUGUACAAUGUAACACCUGGCAAGAGCUACAGAUUUCGAGUGAUUCACACCGGUACGAUCUAUCCACUUCGCAUAUCUGUUGAUCAACACGACUUAACCGUAAUGGCUUCAGAUGGAUAUGACUUAAAACCCAGGGUUGUCGAAUCUUUUAUUAUAAACCCAGGAGAAAGAUUUGAUUUUCUUCUCAAAGCUGAUAAAUCUGACGGUAACUAUUGGAUACGUUCUGACAGCAUCGAAGUUAUCCAGAAAGGUGAGGUAGAACACACAUCCAAAGCUAUUCUGCGAUAUAGUGGAGCGAGGGCCAGUGAACCAACAUCAGUCAGGAGGGCAUGCUCAAGCAGCUCUCCCUGUGACGUCAUCAAUUGUCCUUUUCGCUACUUUCCUGAAGGUGAAAACAUCAAUUGCAUUUUAAUGUCAGAUUUACAAAACGCCAACAGCAAUGACAAAGUGCCAUCGUUUAUUAAAAAUGACAGUGAAGAACAUUUCCUAAAUUUCGCCUUUCCCGGUGAAAAUUCGAUCACGCCCGGUGCGGUCAAUGGGAGGAAAUUUUUGUUUCCAGGCAUCAAUUCGCUCACACGACGAGGAAAAGGGGUUGGAGAAUACGAGUGUAAAAAUAAAGAUUGCGGCGAAGAUAAAAUCUGCGACUGCCAUUAUGAAUUGAAGGUAGAGUACGGCAAGACGAUUCAGAUGGUGUGGCUGAAUGUUGGCAAGGGUGCUGGAUGGUCACAUCCCAUACAUCUACACGGGCACAGUUUCUAUGUGCUGAAAAUGGAUUACUUCCCACAAAAUAGAACGACUGGAGCGCUACUGAAAGAUAGAGAACAACUAUCGGCUGACAUCAAAUGUAAUGGAUCUAAACUGUAUUGUAACGACGCAAGAUGGAAAAAUGAAUCUUGGCAAUAUGGAAAAGUACCUGGAUUGAAUUUGAAAAAUCCACCACGCAAAGAUACACUGAUUAUACCAACUGGAGGCUACGCUGUUAUCAGAAUACGAUCAGACAAUCCAGGAAGGUGGUUUAUGCAUUGUCACAUUGAAGUGCAUUCUCUAAAUGGAAUGGCGAUGGUUCUUUCUGAAGCUGAAGAUCGCGCAGCUACGCCACCAUCUGGUUUUCCUGAAUGUUCAAACUUUUACUCAGAUCCAGCGUGGGAACCUGGCCAGAGUACAAACAGCGGUGUGAGGGUUUGUGGUAGUGCAUUUAUCAUUUUUUCCUUACUUUUCAUUGUAUUCGUGAAGACAUAAAGUGUUGUGUAAAACAAACUUGGAAUGGAAGACAGCGGAAUUGACAUUAACAGUUUUGUAAUUGUAUGUUUUAUUUAGUGGGUAUGUUGCAACCUCGUUCCCCUAGCAUUUUACCUUGUUGAUGAAGUUGAUAGCGGCCAGUCCGUAAUAACGGCUCUGGGGCUACAAGACCCUGGGGACGAGGUUGGGUAUGUCUUGCUACUUUAUCUGUCAAAAAUAAACCGGCCAAAAUAUUUUACUGACUUUUUUUCUCCACUUUUUUCGACUAAUCUUUUUCGACUAAUUUAUUUCGCCGGUAUUUGUAUCCUCAUCCCCAGGGUUUGUUGCCUGAUGUCAAAGCCGCUAGCGCUUACUAGACGGCCUCAAUGUUAAAAAGGCAAAAAAAAAACCUGGGGACGAGGUUGCGGUUUUUGCUAUUUUUCAACGUCCGAGAGGAUACAAAAGUUAGAUGAAUAAAAUUUGAGUUAAAGUUUCUUUUCAAAAAGAAGGUAGAAUUUGUGAAUUUCUUUUGCAUGGAUUUUGUUUUUGUACUGGAUACAAUGCACGCAUAAGCUAUUCUUUGUAAGUAAUUUCUUAAAAUGUUUGAAGUUACUCCGUUUUUGGUUAGGUGUUUUCAUUUUUGAGUUGCUUCGCUGAUGCUUAGAUGCUGUUCCUUUACCGACUGAACUAUGUAUUUAUUCUUUAACCCUUUCAGUGUCGAAAAUCGUGCAUUUUAGAAAAGAGUAAUUCACAAGUCUCGCUGCGUUGCGCAUCAGUGCACUUUCUGUGUAUCUGACGGCAGCAUAGCGUCGGUAACAGUACUGGGAACAAAAUUGGCUUAGACAACUGGGUGUAUUAGAAAAAGCGCGUAUAAAUAUAACACAUGACCGUGGAGAAACUUUAGGAGCAGUGAUUAUUACUAGUAAAGACAUUGUGGUUAAAAAUUUUCUUGAUUUUUUUUUGCAUACUCACAACCUAAUAACCAAUUUAAUUGAAACAUUGCUUUUACACUAA